CCUGGAGCCCGCCUCCUCCCCCCUCCUCCUGCUUCUGCCGACUGAGGGAGCGGAGCGGCUCGUCGUGCGGCCGGAGGGACUCUCAGCUUCGUCGGUCGACCGCCUCUCCUCUCCUCUCCUCUCCGCCGCCCUCCUUCCCCGCUCUUCGCCCGCCACCCCCGCAGCGGCAGCAACGUGACGUCAGAUUUCUUUUCUAAUUAAAAUGUCUAAUGGUUAUGAAGAUCACAUGGCUGAAGACUGCAGGGACGAUAUCGGGAGGACAAACUUAAUUGUGAACUACCUUCCUCAGAACAUGACCCAGGAUGAAUUACGGAGCCUGUUCUGCAGCAUUGGGGAAGUUGAAUCCGCCAAGCUUAUUCGAGACAAAGUGGCAGGUCACAGCUUGGGUUACGGCUUUGUGAACUACGUCACAGCGAAAGAUGCCGAAAGAGCCAUAAACACACUCAAUGGCUUGCGACUCCAGUCCAAAACGAUCAAGGUUUCAUAUGCCCGCCCAAGCUCUGAGGUUAUCAAAGACGCAAACCUGUACAUUAGCGGACUGCCGCGGACAAUGACACAGAAAGAUGUUGAGGACAUGUUUUCACGGUUUGGACGCAUUAUCAACUCGCGUGUGCUGGUUGACCAAACUACAGGUCUGUCCAGAGGGGUGGCGUUCAUCCGAUUUGACAAGCGCUCGGAAGCCGAAGAGGCCAUUUCGAACUUCAACGGCCACAAGCCCCCCGGCUCCUCUGAACCGAUCACGGUGAAGUUUGCCGCUAACCCCAACCAGAACAAAAAUGUGGCACUGCUGUCGCAGCUGUACCACUCCCCGGCCAGGCGGUUCGGGGGCCCCGUCCAUCACCAGGCUCAGAGAUUCAGGUUCUCUCCUAUGGGUGUAGAUCACAUGAGUGGGCUUUCUGGUGUAAAUGUCCCAGGAAACUCCUCUUCGGGAUGGUGCAUCUUCAUCUACAACCUCGGCCAAGAUGCCGAUGAGGGAAUCCUCUGGCAGAUGUUUGGCCCCUUUGGCGCGGUGACUAAUGUCAAAGUCAUCCGCGACUUCAACACCAACAAGUGCAAAGGCUUUGGCUUUGUGACAAUGACAAACUAUGAAGAAGCCGCCAUGGCCAUAGCGAGUCUUAACGGCUACCGGCUGGGGGACAAAAUCUUGCAGGUUUCCUUCAAAACCAACAAAUCCCACAAAUAAUUUCGCUCGUGGCUUUUCUUUUUUUUGUAUGGAAUAGAUAACCGAGUGACGGAAAAAGUUUGAAACCUUUUUUUUUGUUUGUUUCCGUUAGUGUACAACUCGAUUCUUCUCUUUUUUGUUUUGCACCAGUUUUCACACCAAGAAAGUUGUUUUGUCUUGAGUCUAAAUGAGAAGUGGGAUAAAAGGGUUUUAUAUAUUCUUGGGAUGCCACCAACAUGUUCAAAUGUUUUGGGUUGUUUCUUUUUUUAAAAAAAGUCCUGCAAUUGUUUUUAUCGGUUUUUAAUUUUAGAUGGUUCUGCUUCAUGACCUUGUCCCUGAGCCAAAAAAAAUUUACAUACAUAUAUCAACAGUUACCAAGUAGAAUCCAAACCAGCCCUGAAAACGGUCAGGCUUGCUUUCCUUUAAAAGGUUAGCUGUUGAUUUCACUGCCAGGACAGGGCCAUUUCAGCCAAGCUUCAGCAUAAUGUUGCCCCUGGUAGCCGAGGGCAAAGCUUGGAAAGUGGAAGUUUUAGUUAGCGGAAAAGUUUGUUUUGCCAAGUAACUCCGUAGUUAAUCAUUAAUCCGCAGAAGGAAAGCCUCUGGUAUAAGAGAGUGUGCCAGCGUUCUAUUAACGCCAUUGACCAAGCUCGUUGAUCAAUAGGCACAUUAUUUUUUGGGGGGUCAAAUUGGAACAGCUUUUUUAGCCCGUCUCUGCCCCCACUUUUAAAAGCCCAGUUUCCAAUAAGAAUGGACCAAAGAGUUUCAGAGAAACUCUGGGAAGAUUUCAGAGUUAAAACGAAACUCCAAGCCCAGCAUUGUCACUUCCUUUGAGUUCUUGCCUCCAAGUAGCACAUCGUAUUGUGUUACGUUCUGGUCAGAUAAAUGUGGCACGAUCUAACAUUAACUUCCUUUCAAAUAUAAUUUUUUUAGUUCGAAUUCUUGCAUCCUUAGGUUUUUUCUUAAAAUAUAUAUAUAUAUAUAAAGCUGUUAAUGAACAUUUGAGCAUUGUCAUUUUUUUGGCAUCCCUUCUAAUAAGUACUAGAUGAUUUCCCCCACUAUUUUAAUAGGGGUUUGUUCUGACAAUAGCUUUACAUAUUUGAACUCUCAGCAGAAAAGUACAUUAAAACUUGGAAGGUAGAGAUUUAAGAGAGAAAAUAAAUGAAUUUGGGGGGGGUAGACAUACGAUUUUAAUUAAUCCCCUGAGUUUUCUGCAGCUGCCUUGAAACUUUGAGUUCUGUUUUCUGUUAAUUUUCUUUUGCUUUUUUGUGUUUUUGUUUGUUUUUACUUUUGCAUUUAAGACCAAUUAAAUUUGAUUUGGUUUUGCUCGAAUUUUGUUUUGGUUUGUUAUUUUAAUUUUUAACCCCCACUCCAUAUUACACAGCGUCCGACAUGAAAGAUUAACAGCCGCUCCUUCCCCCAGUAGGAACGACCUGUUGUUCCUAAAGUACCACAACGAUAAACCCGACCAGUUAGGAGACUUGAAGGCUUACAUAUAUGAAUCCUUUGCGAUCAGUUCUGACAUAGCGAGGGUUUGUAAGGGCACAAUAAUUUUCCUGCAGAUGUAGUGUGCAAAAAGCAAAAAGAUUUUGCCCAAGGGAACCCCGAUCCAGUCCUAAGAAUGACUUAAGUCUGCCACAUAUCACAUUUGAGAAGCCACCUUGUGCACGCCAGGUGAUGGGCCCGUUCAUUGCUCCACCAGUCUCCUUCCUUUUCGAGCCUGCCCCAAGGCUGCCUGCAUCUACAGCCACCCCACUGAGGACUGGCCAGGGGGACUUGGAGCAGCGCCCUAGCACACCAUCAGAAAAAGGUCUUGCUGGCAAAGCCUGCGAGUUGCAAUUCUGAGGGAGAUUUGGGGCCCUUUCCUGGCUUUGAGUGGCCCUCUUUCAUAACAGCGCUGCUCCAGCCUGCUCACAGGAGUGGGGAUUUCUGUAUUCUUAAGAUGCGUCGCAUCCCUGCUUUUUGUGUGUGCACCCAAUGACAUUUCUUGUACAUCUGUUCCUUUGUUAUGCAAAGGCAAGUUCUUUGUAGGAAAUGAUGUGCUUGCGUAUCUUCAUCAAGUAACCUCCACGGUCUUCUGAGAGAGUGCCUCACCUCAUUAACCAUUUUCUUGAGGUCUCAAAUGUACAUCGCACAUAUAGGAUGUUCUUCUUCCCUUGCAAACUCGGCAGACCCUCUAGAUAACGGCUUCCCUAAUUACCCAUCCUCUUGGUGGUUUUCAUUGUGAUUUCUGGCAUCUUUCUGGAAAUGCUCUGGCUAAGAAGUCUUUGGCCUAUGGAAAUAAUCCAGCAAGAUGGAGUUACAGAACAGCGUGAACUAUAAAGCUGCCUUGCUAGUUUACUUGGUGUGUUUUGCCGUCGUUGCCGUGGACCUCUCAAAAGUCCUGAGACAAUCCACAUCUCUGCUGUGUGCCCGUCUUAUAAUAUCAGUUGAUCACAGACAGCAUUCGUUCAGCCUUUGCUUCCUGAGCAGGCUCCUUUCCUCUUCCUCCUGCCAGUGUCCCUUUGCCAUUCCCACAGGGGAUAUUGGGGUUGUAAACUGGGAACUGACCUGAUACCCUGUCCAGGCCCAGUCCAGCUGUUUGGAAUCAAGGGUGUGGCACCAGCUGCGGACUCUCGCUAGGUAAAAUGCUCUCUUUGUCGCAGUCCCUGGGGAUCUCGCAAGAGUUAAGAGGGCACAAUUCAGUUUGGAGUUACCCUCUUGUGGAAGCCACCCUUUAAUUUCAGUGGGGUUGGCAUCCAGGCACACUUUUCCAAUGGAUUGUGCUCUUAGAUAUGUCUGCCAGCAUUUAAAGACAGCUCUUCAGAGCCCCUUUUACAGAGCCCUCUUAAAUCACCCGGAAGUCUUGAGCAGCAAAUGUCCUUGUGGCAUCACUGUUUUCUCUUUUUAAGAACUCCUCUAAUGUUUCUUCCUUCAUUGCUCCCCUUUUAAUGCCGCUUCGUAUGGAAAGCGCUCUACUUUAUAUGCUGGGUGGUCGUAGCUUGUCAGGAAUUGCUUCUGUUCCUCCUCUGUGCCCCUCUGACUUUCAGAUAAUGGAAUUUUUGGUCCGAUCAGGAAGCAUCUGCUCGCAAGUCUGAUUGGUAGCUCAGUUUUGGAUCUUGUAGGUUCUUGUGGUCCUUGCAUUUCUAACUUUUUCUCUGCUUCACUUUGCGUCUUCCCGGAGUCUUUUCCUGGUUGCCACCUGCCCAAACCUACUUCCCAGGACUCAGAUUCUCCUAUGCUGUGUUCAUCCUGGCAGGUUUUGCAGCAGAAGGAAAUUUCCAGGAAAUGCUUGGACGGGCUCCUGGAAAGGGCAGAACUGCCUUGAAAGUCCAUUUCCGAAGCAGAUGUAGGCCCAAAAAAGGAGGGUUAUCUCAAAGCCCCUAAGUAAUCACAGCAUUGGACUCGCCUAGCAUAUGGCUAUUCUAUGGCUGCAGUUACUUUCUAUAUUUUUAUUAGAUUGUUCCCCCCCAAUGAAAAGGUGGUUGCAAUAAAACAGCAUCCCCCCCUCCCCACACAAGAAAUGGAAUCAGUUGCAAAAGGUGCCAAAUAUAUCUGUGUUUGCCUCAUCCUGAAAUAACAGCAUCCUCUUGCUCUUCAUUGAGUCCCAGUUUAGGACGGGGUUUCCUCUUGGGCGAAUAUGGCAGCUUUGCCUCUUAACCCUCCAGAGUUGCCUUCAUGCAGAUCUCGACGAGAGCUACAGGUGUGCUCAAUCAAUAUUGAAUCGACAGCAGUCAAAUAAGUGGAUUAGGGACUGUUCUUGAGAAGACCGCAAAUCAUUGAAUUUCAUUUCUUCUACAUGCCUCCUCUCUUGGGGAAGAGCUGCUCUCAGCCCUGGGCGCAGAAGUCUCUUAAUCCACGAAGACCCGCAAGCCUGUGUCACCCCACAGCUUCCUCCCGGUACCAUACCCAAUUCUGCAAAGCCCACCAGCGCAUUCUGAGCUGGGUAGAGGGAGCCCGAACCGCUGCGUUUCUCAGAAUCGCUGGCUUAAGCUGCAGCAGUAAAAGGCUCCCCCCCCCGCCCCCAAAGUUGGCAAAAGCCGCCACUUUCUCGGGUCAGAAUGCAAAGAUGGCAGGGAAAAUCCAUUUGUGUAAUUGGAAUACUUCCCGCAUGUGGUAGCCUAUUACAUAAUCUCAGGUUGGCCAGCUGUCUUGGAUCCCCUUUAUUUUUUUAAGGAUUGCAAAUUUGUACAGGGACAGAUUUGGUUUCCCUUAAAAAAAGAAAAGAAAAGGUAAAACAGGUUUGCGUAUCAUUGCAAUUCUUUUUUUUGGUGGCUGGGGAACAAGACCGCAACUAUUUUGUAGAAGACUCCUAAGCUGACUGGUGCAAACUAAAUGCCCCAAGUUUUCCUCCCUCCCUGAGGGAAAUCGAAAAUAUUCAGUGCAAACAUUUCCCUGGUUUAUUACAUUAACAGUUGAAGAGUUUCCCACUGUUGGGCUAAGAAGAUGGGGAUCUCAAGUUGCUUCAAAGGGCUUGUUCUGCUCUCAGGGUUAAGCUUUGCACAAUUCUCUUAUUUUAAUGUCCUUGAGGAUACCCCAUCAUUCCACCCUGACUUAAAGAAAACGAAUCGAGCCCUUUGUGUGUUUUUCUGAAACCAUGUCGUGAAGCAUAACUCAAGAGGAACGAUAGGCAGUGAUUUCCACGUUCCCCCUAUAAUGUUGCCAAAUUACGGGUGUUUUGUGUGUGAUUUCGUUUCAUAAUAGGUUAGCCCAUCACUCUCAAACCAAUACAUUGCAUCUUCCUCUCCCAACUUCUUGCGGACGAGGAGUUCUUGAAUAAGAAAACUCAUCUUGAUUUACCUCCCCCUGCGUCCAGCCGCAAGAGUCACUGAGCCAGGACAUAGCUGCACCGCUUCCUUCAGUGCUUUAAAGUGACCCGCGGUCCCGCCACAGUUUCAGAAAUCCCACUGAAGGGAAAGUCACAAGCCGAAGGAUCAAAACUAAGAGCGAAAAGUUUUGCAUAUAUGGAAAUUUGCUGCGGGAGUGCUCGUCCCCGCCUCCCCAGGCAUAAUGAAAAUUUGUGGAUUUCAUUAUCUUAACCCUGUUCCUGCUUUUUUUU
Messenger RNA from Zootoca vivipara (common lizard), 6197 nucleotides. RefSeq names its product ELAV like RNA binding protein 1 (gene ELAVL1). NCBI's taxonomy places the organism in Eukaryota, Metazoa, Chordata, Lepidosauria, Squamata, Lacertidae. Gene Ontology annotation, molecular function: RNA binding. The record is from RefSeq and is a predicted model, not a curated record. Gene Ontology annotation, cellular component: ribonucleoprotein complex.